GGAGCCGGAGCUGCUUUAUUAUCAGCUGGAGGGAGGAGGAGACGGUGCGUAAAGCGGCGAGCGCGGAGCCCCGAGCCCCGCCGCCGCCGCGAGCUGCGCCUGCCUCCCCGCCCGCUCGCCCUCCCUCCGGCGGGCAGCGCGGCCCGAGCCCCCGCAGGUAGGCGCGCAGCCUCCGCCACCUGCCCCCGCCGCCCCGCGCGUUUUGCAGCAUCAUCGGGAGUAGCCGCGGGGGCAGGCGGUGCCGCUGUCAGCCCGCGGGGCCGGGGGCAGGUGCCGCGCCGCACCGGAGGCCCCGCUCGGCCCUGUGCUCCGCGUCGCCCCCGCCGGCCCGCGCAGUGCCCGGGGCGGACAGCGCCGCGGGGCGGUGUGGCUGCGGCUGCGGCGCGCCCAUGUAAGCGCCGGUCCCGGCUGUCCGCCCGCGGCGCGGAAGGCUGCGCACCCUCCGGCCGAGCGCCCCGGCAGCGGCGGCGGCGCAGGGAGCAGGAGGAGGCCGUCGGGGCAGCGCUGGAGUGAACGGGGACGGCAUGGUGUCCUGGCGGCGGAGGCCGGGACCCGGCCUGGCGCGGCUGUGGUGCCUGUGCUGUUUGGUGCUGGGCUGCUGGCGGGGUGCGCUGGGCUGUCCCGCGUCCUGCCGCUGCAGCUCCUGGCGGAUCUGGUGCACGGAGCCGUCACCGGGCAUCGCCUCCUUCCCCGUGCCGCAGCGGAGCGCCGAGGGCGACAACGUUACCGAGAUUUACAUCGCAAACCAACAAAAAUUAGAAAGUAUCAAUGACAAUGAGGUUGGAUACUAUGUUGGACUUAAAAAUCUGACUGUGGUGGAUUCAGGCUUAAGAUUUGUGUCCCGUCAGGCAUUUGUGAAAAAUGUGAACCUACAAUACAUCAAUUUAUCCAGAAACAACCUCUCAAGUUUGUCCAAGAAGCCUUUUCGCCAUCUGGGUUUGUCUGAUCUGAUAUUGGUGGACAAUCCAUUCAAGUGUUCCUGUGAAAUCAUGUGGAUCAAGAAAUUUCAAGAGACCAAGUUUUACACAGAAACUCAGGAUUUAUAUUGCAUAGAUGACAACAACAAGAAGACAGCCUUGCUGGAUAUGAAGGUCCCAAACUGCGACUUGCCCUCAGCAAACUUAAGCAAUUAUAACAUCACCGUGGUGGAAGGAAAGAGCAUCACAUUGUACUGCGAUACUACGGGAGGACCACCUCCAAAUGUGUCCUGGGUGGUAACUAAUCUUGUUUCAAACCAUGAGAGUGACACAAAUAAGAACCCUGCCUCACUAACCAUAAAGAAUGUUUCAUCCAUGGAUAGUGGACUGUGGAUUUCCUGCGUAGCAGAGAACAUUGUGGGAGAGGACCAAGCCUCUGCUGAGCUCACGGUAUUCUUUGCACCAAAUAUCACGUUUAUUGAGUCUCCAACCCCGGACCACCACUGGUGUAUUCCAUUCACUGUGAAAGGGAACCCUAAGCCCACACUGCAGUGGUUCUAUGAAGGAGCUGUACUGAAUGAGUCUGAAUACAUCUGUACUAAAAUACAUGUUAUCAAUCAAAGUGAAUACCAUGGCUGCCUUCAGCUGGACAAUCCUACACACCUGAAUAAUGGUGCUUAUACUUUACUGGCAAAGAAUGAUUAUGGAGAGGAUGAAAAACGGGUUGAUGCUCAUUUCAUGUCAGUGCCUGGAGAUGGUAGUGGCCCAAUUUUGGAUCCAGACGUUUAUGAGUAUGAAACCACGCCUAAUGAUCUUGGAGAUGCCACAAAUAACAGUAAUCAAAUCACUUCUACGGAUGUUUCCAACAAAGAGAAUGAAGAUAGCAUCACUGUGUAUGUUGUAGUGGGAAUUGCAGCAUUGGUGUGCACUGGCUUAGUAAUAACACUCAUUAUUCUGAAGUUUGGAAGACACUCCAAGUUUGGAAUGAAAGUUCAUGGUGAAGUAAAAGGAGUUGGUCUGGUAGAUCAAAUAUGGCUUUCAUUGCAAGACUGCGACAAUGAAGGUCCUUCUUCAGUUAUCAGCAAUGAUGAUGAUUCUGCCAGUCCCCUCCACCACAUCUCAAAUGGCAGUAACACUCCAUCUUCUUCUGAGGGGGGUCCUGAUGCAGUCAUCAUUGGGAUGACGAAGAUUCCUGUUAUUGAAAAUCCCCAGUAUUUUGGAAUUACCAACAGUCAGCUCAAGCCAGACACUUUUGUGCAUCAUAUCAAGCGCCACAAUAUUGUUCUCAAAAGAGAACUGGGAGAAGGAGCCUUUGGGAAAGUCUUUCUGGCAGAAUGCUAUAACCUGUGUCCUGAGCAGAGCAAGAUCUUGGUGGCAGUGAAGACACUGAAGGAUGCCAGUGACAAUGCCCGCAAGGACUUCCACCGUGAGGCAGAGCUGCUCACUAACCUGCAGCAUGAGCACAUUGUCAAGUUCUAUGGUGUCUGUGUUGAGGGUGAUCCGCUCAUCAUGGUCUUUGAAUAUAUGAAGCAUGGAGACCUUAACAAAUUCCUCAGGGCACAUGGACCAGAUGCAGGACUGAUGGCAGAAGGCAACCGUCCUACUGAGCUGACCCAGUCCCAGAUGCUUCACAUUGCCCAGCAGAUUGCAUCUGGUAUGGUUUACCUGGCAUCACAGCACUUUGUGCAUCGGGAUCUUGCUACUCGGAAUUGUCUGGUUGGUGAAAACCUACUGGUGAAGAUUGGGGAUUUUGGGAUGUCUAGAGAUGUGUACAGCACAGACUACUAUCGGGUUGGGGGUCACACCAUGUUGCCCAUUCGUUGGAUGCCUCCAGAGAGUAUAAUGUACAGGAAAUUCACCACAGAAAGUGAUGUCUGGAGCCUGGGUGUUGUAUUAUGGGAAAUCUUUACUUACGGCAAACAGCCAUGGUAUCAGCUCUCAAACAAUGAGGUGAUUGAGUGCAUCACUCAGGGCCGAGUCCUGCAGCGACCUCGCACAUGCCCAAAGGAAGUGUAUGACUUGAUGCUGGGCUGUUGGCAACGGGAGCCUCACAUGAGGCUCAACAUCAAAGAAAUCCAUUCCCUCCUCCAGAACUUGGCCAAGGCAUCUCCAGUCUACUUGGAUAUUUUAGGCUAAAGUCUCCUAGCAUUUCUUCUUCUGGGCUGCAGGAAUGAAUGUGUUCAACUGCCGCUGAACUCCAUUAAAAUGUGUUCCUAACUUUGACAGUAUUAAUGACAAAGUUGCGGAGAAGCUUUCAAAGGGCAAGCAAUGUGCACUUCUCCAUCUGUAGACACAGUAUUGACUUUUUAGACAUUACUGAGAUGUAUCUUCUCUCUCUCUCAGUUUCUAUCUUUUUUUUCCUUCUCUCCUGUCUUUCUAAUCAAUUUGGCUUCUGCAUUCUUGUAACUCUGCAUAGACAAAGGCCUUAAAAACCUGAUCUGUUAUAUCAGCAGACUCUUCAGUUUGCCCACCACAACUAACAAUGCCUUGUUGUAUUCAUGCCUUUGAUGUGGAUGAAAAAAAGGGAUAAAUAUAUUUGACUAAAACUUUGUGAUUUCUGCAGUACAGCUACUGGGAGUUUCUAUGGACUCACCUCAUUUUUUUUGCUUUGACCUGUGGGUGGAAAAAGAAGACUGGUGUUCUCUACAUGAAGAAUGUUCUUUGCAGAGAUAAAGCCAGAUGGAAAGAAGACAUUCUUGUGUGAUACACUGUCUGGAGGAACUUGAGAAUCAGGUGGCAUCCAACACUACAAGAAAACACUGAAAUUAUUUGAUGGAAGGCAAGAGGGGAUCUAGCAAUUUCCUUGAAGAGUCCUUCUGAGGACUGAAAGGAUUGUUUAAGGAGGUGCUUUGCCAGCACCAUUCAUUGCCAGAAUCAAGUAAAAUGAAAAAAGAUGCUGCCUGCACUGCACACAGUUGUGUUACAACACGAUAAACUAAACACAUGCCCUUAUUUUGUCUUCUGCUAAGAUAAUGUCAUGCCACUGGUGUAAAAAUGUUCUCCAGGUAGUCUUUUUUAGUGAAGACUGAAGCUAGACUUAGUGAUAUACAGUAUUAAUUUCAUGAUCACAUGCUGAAGCUAAGGAUUUUGAUAAGAUAGGAUGAGCUAUAGAUGCUGGGGCAGAUGUAUCUUAUACUGUGCUUGUCCAGCAGCAUAUUCCUUCCUUCCUUAAUCCCUUUCUUUUUUUUAACCGUGCAAUUAAAACUGUGCAUGGUCUUUGUCAAUUAAUGCCCUUUGUGCAGAAAUGAUCACUCAUCUUGUAGUACACCCUAGUAGGCAUAGCAAACUCAUUUCGAUAUUUCAUUAGUAGGGGCUAAUGGUGGACAUUAGCCAUGUUAAAAUGCCUUUACAAUGUUACAGAUACUAUAGGCUGAUAUAACAUAAAUAAUCUAAAGCACGGAGAUCACUGGUUAUGUUUGAGACAUAGCAGGGGAUAAAGAUCUCUAGAAAAAAAAAAUUACUCUGUGGUUAUGGCUUGCUAUUCAGAGUGCAAAUAUUCUGAGCUCAGCACCAUGUUUGUAUUGGUACUAUUGCUGUCAUAACCAACAUCCACACUUUCUUAAAUGAUUUAUUUUUGUUUGGAUUGGCAUUGUAUAUGUACAACAUUUGCAUGGCCACUGUGUUGAUGACAGCUGCAUGGGCAUACUUGUUGUUUUUCAAACUAGAAGUUGACAAUUUGAAAUUUAGAGUUAGGAUUAUUUUUAAUAUAAAUUCUUACAAAUGAAAACCUACCUUACCUAUUCCUCAAGACUUUUGCCUCCCUCUGUGAGGGGGCGUUAUUGCAAAAAAGUGAUCUUUCUUUCCAUUUUCUCUUUUUAUUAUUUCUUAUUGAUAUGAGCCAGAUCAAAAUAGUUCAUCUUCGUGUUGGGGAUAUUUUAUUUAAUAAAUUAAGCAUUUUAUUUUUGUAAGUGUUCCCAUAGCACAUUUAAUAUAUAAUUUGCUUGCAUGUAUUAUUUAUUGAGGCACUUUAAGUUUUUCCUUCAGAAGCUUUUAGAGCUAGCUUAUAAAGAUUCUGAACAUUUUCAGAAGAAAACAGUUCACUGGACACUGAUGAAGUUUUACCCUUCUCAAUGUCAUUGAAAAGGCAGCAUUACAAAUAAACAUGACAGUGUAACUAUAAAGCCAUACUCAGUAUUUCUUUAAUAAACUAGAUGUUAUUUCUUAACACUACUGAACUGGAAACACAUAAAAAGCCAGAGGAAGAUUCCUACAAAAUGGGCCUUAAGAUUUUAUCUAGACUGUCUUGGAAGUUCUCACAGAAAAUUAGAUAAAGACUGAGCACCCACUGAAACCCAUUCUCUUGAGAAUAUGAAUGUUGUGUUUUAAAGGAAUUUGAAAAUUAUUUUCAAAAUAACAGUGAUGGAAAAGAAAGAUACCAGAGUACUCUCUUACUGUGCAGUGGGAGGAGGAUGCAGGUGGUGGAGGGGGCUGCUAAGUUUCUACCUGCAUAUUCUGUCAUAGUUUCUUAUGAGCUGAAGAAAAAGGCAUCUGAGAUGAUACUUCUACUGGAAAACAGGCUCCAGCCCAAAAGCAAGCAUGUGUGUUUUACAAGCACUGAAAGAAUGUAUACCAAAAAUAACCACAAAACCCUGAAAAUGUACUUAGUGGCAUCUUCUUUUUGAUUUACUAGUGAGAAUUUUAGAGUCAUUUCAGAGAAUAAAUAGUAUUAAAAAGCAUUGUGCAAUAACAUAGCAGUAUGUUAAACUCCUAAAGGACCAAAUGUUCUACAGAGCCACAAGUAUGGUUAACCUUGACCUAUAUCCUUAAUGUUCUUGAUAGUGCAUAAAAUGUAUAAUCACAGUAAAAAGCUAUAAACUGUAGCUAUACAUAGUUUGCGUUUGUUCAUGAAAAGGUGGGUAAAUUUAGCAGAAUGAGCAGAGAAGAAAAAGAAAUAUGUUCAAAUCUCAAUGGAGGGUGAGUAUAUGUGCAUAUUCAUCAUGCUUGCACUGUCAGGUAAAUCGUGUACACAGUAAAUAUGACAAUCAGGCUCAUUUAAAAAGUCUUUCUGGACUGUGCUAUGAACUGAUCAUAUAUAAAAUAUAUAUAAUAUAUCUGUGUUUGCAUAUGGCAUAUAUAUAUACACACACAUAGCAUAUACAUGUAUGCCUAUGUCUGUUGUAUUUUACUUAUAUAUGUGCAGACAUGCAUGCACAUUAUGUAUGGGCUGUGUGUAUAUGUAUAAAUUUACAUACACCUAUGUUAUUACAAAUUAUGAUUAGAGUGCUAUUAAUAAAUUGAUAAAGUCUGCUGAGUAACCAAAUUUUUUUCUUUUGAUAUUUCUUUUUCUAUGUUUGUAAGAUUCAGCUUUCUAACUGGUGAGCAGCAGAGGCAGUGUUAGAAUGCCUGAGAUCCAAUAACGAGCACUUUUCUUCCCGAGAUGAUUGCAUAAAAAUGUUUCUUCCAUUCCCAUCUCACUUGUUGAUUUCUCACAGUGAAACGAGCAGAUAAGCUUCCAAACUCAGAAAACAAAGUUUGUUUUACUGUCAUUUCUGGGUUUGUGCUACUGUUGUUUUAUUUCCUAGAAUAACAGUGCAGCUCCAUUAGCAUUUUAUAGUUGUCUGCAGUAACAAAAUUCCACAAAUGAGCUGGACUAUUCAAACUACAGCAUGACUUGUAGAAGAAGAACACCAACGUUCAGGAUCAAUAACAGUAGCAUUCAGCGCACUCUGUCCUUCACUCUCAGUAGAUCCACAGAAUUUAGAAGUGACCAUGGAGAACAGAUAAAGCAACAGCACCCUGAUGCCUGAUGGACUGUACCCUCUUUAAAAGGACUGUAUUUGUUUUGACCUGUAAAACAAUAUAUCUGUAUAGUGUCUACAGUUUAAUAAGUAGCUUCCUAGUUUUCUCUUUUUCUUUCCUUUUUUGUCCUUUCUUGUUAUUUCUUUAUCACUUUCUUUACUUCUUUCUCUUUUUCUGACCUUCCUUUUCUCCUUCUUUCCUUCUUUUAUAUUUUCCUUUCUCUCUCUUUCCCUCUCUUUCUCUCACUGCACCCUCUCCACCUUUAUAAGAGAUUGUGGUUGAUAUAGACUUUUACAAAACACUUUAAAAAGAAAUUAAAUAACCCUAAUAAAAUUAUUAGAUCACUGGGUGACUAAGGUAUAAUGCACGUAUAUAAGAACAAGUCCACGUCCGGGUUGUUGCAGCCUGUUGCUAAAUUUCAAAUACUGCUAUAAAACAUGAGGGAGAGGAAUGGGGAGGGACUGGGAAUCAAGGUCAGGAUUUCUAGGUUUUGAUAGCACAGGAAUUUGUAUUUUCUUAUUGUGAGGGCUGGGAUGAACCACUGCUGCUUUGAAUAAAAGGUCCUUUAGAGCCUUAGUUUAAACACCUUUAUUUGUGUGGCAUGGGGGGAUGUGCUACAUUCAUCACAAAUGUGAAGGAAAAAAAAAAAGCUACAUGUUGCAGGGAAAACACUGUGAAAUUCACAAAGGUAACCAAGUGACUAUUCUGCCAUCUUUUUAACAUAUGUCUCAGGAGAAGAAAUGGGAAAUGAUGGGUGUGUUAUUUUACCGUCUAUGCAUUCUGGACAAGGUCUGUGGGGAUUUUUUGUUUGCUUGUACAAGGUUCUGAGUGAUAACCGGCUGAUGUUUUAUAAACAGUGAAUACUUCAAGCAAGGAUUGUAGAAGCUGCUUGUAGUGAGGCCAUUGUUUGGAAUAUGUGAGAAAACAGAAUAAAUCAAAUCUUUCCAGAGGCCUAAUUCUUGCAGCUUAUAUGUAUCUUUCUGUAACUUAAAGAAAAGCAGCUAAGAAUGUUUUAUAUACAAGUAAUUUAAUUCAACAUUGAUGUUUAAUUGAAUCACCAAUAGAGAGAGAAUCAAUUAAUUAUGAAAUAUUUGUCCCAGCCCUGCUCUCCACCUAUACUUUAUGUAUAUAUAUUUCUAGAUAUCACUCUCUUUGUCACUUAAGGAGGAAGGUAUCUACAUACAAAUAUAAAACUCUAUAUUGUCACCAAACUGUGACCUGGUGUGUAGAGCUCUCUUUCUCCUUUAUUUUUUCCUUUUUUAAUUUAAUGUGAUGUCUCCGUGGAAAUAUUUAGUGGUUCUUGUUUUGCAGUUUGUUACAAGUAGUCAUUGCUUUAAAACUUUCAUUGCAUCUUGGCUGAUUUCAAAGUGAUGCCUAGGUAUCAGUGUUAAAAGUUUUGUUUGUGAAUCAUGUGAUCAGCUUCUCUCAACAUGACAUGGAAAGUCUCUUGUAUUACAGUGUAUUUAAUAAAAAUUAUGUCUUAAAAUAAACAGUGUCAUCCAAAAGAAAGAUAAAAUAGUUACUUUAAAACACUAAAAA
Molecule: messenger RNA, 8195 nt
Organism: Empidonax traillii (willow flycatcher)
Lineage: Eukaryota; Metazoa; Chordata; Aves; Passeriformes; Tyrannidae
Gene: NTRK2
Product: neurotrophic receptor tyrosine kinase 2
Exons: 18
Coding region: 525-3053 (842 amino acids)
Biological process (GO): regulation of phosphatidylinositol 3-kinase/protein kinase B signal transduction; protein phosphorylation; multicellular organism development
Cellular component (GO): axon; plasma membrane; signaling receptor complex
Molecular function (GO): ATP binding; brain-derived neurotrophic factor receptor activity; brain-derived neurotrophic factor binding
Source: RefSeq, a predicted model, not a curated record